Molecule: messenger RNA, 1864 nt
Organism: Hippoglossus stenolepis (Pacific halibut)
Lineage: Eukaryota; Metazoa; Chordata; Actinopteri; Pleuronectiformes; Pleuronectidae
Gene: il11a
Product: interleukin 11a
Exons: 3
Coding region: 8-478 (156 amino acids)
Biological process (GO): positive regulation of MAPK cascade; positive regulation of cell population proliferation
Cellular component (GO): cytoplasm
Molecular function (GO): cytokine activity; growth factor activity
Source: RefSeq, a predicted model, not a curated record
AUUACUAAUGAGCUGCUCUGUGUCUCGUUUUCUCUUUCAGAGGGAGCAUGCGUUUGACUCAGAAGUGGAGCCCCACAGGUUCAGGUCUCUGCCAGAAAUGAGCAACAGAUCAGCCAAUGACCUCAACAAUCUUGAGCUGAAGCCCACACUCUCUCAGCUGCACGCUGACCUGAAGCUGUACGAGCACCACUUUGAGUGGCUGAACAAGGUUUCAAAGAAGCACCAUCACCCUGCUGUGCCCAAGCUGGUGGAGAUGAUCAGAGAAAUGAAAUCUCUCAUCAACCAGCUGCACCGCCAGAUGCUGAGAGUUGAAGCACCGAGGCUGACUCCAGCGACCCCCUCUCUCCCCCCUCACCUCCCCUAUCAGUUCGAUGUGCUGCAGUCCAGCCACGAGCUCCUCCAACACUUCAAGCUCUUCUGUGAUUGGGCGUAUAGAGCGUUCAUCAGCCUCAAGCCCAAAGUUACUGCAGUCCAAUGAUGAUCCGAGAACUACUUGGCUGCAGAGCCAUGAGGAUACAUGGAGUCCUUCCUCAGCCAAAAGGGGAAAAAGGACCAUGUCAGUGCGCACUGCAGUCAACAGCGUCCCUCAAGAGGCCAAAACGUCAACCAGUGACAUGAGUGUUGAAGAAUGUGUCUUUCUACCAGAGCCAAUGAGGAUGCGCUACACUGCAGCCAUUUACGACCAUCGAGAUUCCCCCGUUAAAGCAAACAGCCGGUUUAACUAUGAUGAUCACUUCACCAUUCCCCAAAGAUUCUCCUAAAGGCCUUGUUCAUGACCAUGUUAUUUAUGUAUUUAUUUAUUUAUUGACUGUUGGUAAUUUAUUUAAUUCUAUUUAUUUGACGUUGUAAUGUGUCACUCUCUUCUUUAUUUCUGUAUUAACGUGAAUUUAUUUGCCCGCAUCUUUGUCAUCUAUCUUUUUUUGUCGUGUGUCUCACUGAUCCUCAAGACAAACACAGUAGCACUUCCUGAACCUGUAGCUCUGAUCAUUACUUUUGUUUUAAACUUAACUUAAUUUAAUUGUAUUUCUUCAGCCAAUACUUCUUCCAGUAGAUGUAGCAAAGAGUUUUGCAUAGCCAAAGUUUUAACAAUCUAAUCACUUACAGUGCCCUUAAAAUAAACAGUUUAGAUGAUAAAAGUGUCAUUGUCUAACAAUGUUAAACGUGUCAUGUAUUAACGAACCAAUUGGUGGCAUGUGAAAUUGUUUUAAUUUGUUAAUGUCAGGAUGGUAGUCAAAAAGAAGUCAAUACUUCUACCACAGGCAGAGUUUUUAGGCCUUUUUUCCCCAUUCUGCAUGAGGAGGCAUAUUUCACGUUGUGGUAAAGUUGUAUGAAUGUGCCCUGUUGCUGAGCACUGAUGGACCUGAUUAGAUUCUUUGCACAAACUUGUUAGGAUAAGCCUCUUGGAUGAGAGAGAUGGCUGAUUUUGAACAUGUGUUUUGGGGUAGAAAAGUUUGUUUGUUAGUUUUUUUUACUUUAACACCCAAAGCCUUAAAAUACUAUGUAUUGUGACACUAUGUUCUGUACAGGUGUACAUGCAUUUACAAGAAUGUAAAUUGUUGUAUACAGUGCUUUGUGUAUUAUGUUGUUUUCUACAAUAUAAUGUAGUCUGCUUUACCAAUUUUAUCACUAUAAUUUUCUGUUAAUUCCUAUUCUAGUAUUUGUUACAGUAUUGACUAUUUAUUUAAGUAUCUUGGUGGAACUAUUUAUUUUGUGCUGCAGCGGAGCAAGACUCCUGUCUUUUGUACUUUUAUACAGUUUUCAAUUCUUAUUUACUAUUAUUAUACCAUCAUGUUUAAAUUAUUGUUGUAACAUCAAGUUGCGUCUUCCACACACUGAUUGGCCUCAAUGUGAAAUAUGUGCCUUG